UUUCUCUGUGGACUCUGUGGGCUGAUGAGCAGUUUCAUUUUGACCAUGAGAAGUGUACUUGCUCUGAACCAUACAGACAAAGAACAAAUCUAUCGUGGAGUUUACUCUACUUGCAACGGCAGCAAUGUAAAGGAUCUCAGUGAAGCUGAAAUGCUCUAUGACCAAAUGCUCAGGAUAGCAUUUGCAUCCAAACCAGAUUCAACUGUGCAGGCCAUUAUAGUCUUUAUUUUCCUUGUAAGCAUUGUAGGGAUGGUGGGGAAUGGAUGUGUCAUUUGGCUGCUUGGUUUCUGUAUUCAAAGAAAUAAUUUCACCAUCUAUGUCUUGAACUUAGCCAUCGCUGAUUUCAGUUUGCUUAUGAAUACAUUUGUUUCACUUGUCAAUAAGAUAAUUUCUAUGUCAAAUGGGACUGAAAUCAAAACAAUGCAGCUGCUUUUGGCAUAUUUUUUUGUCUUCACACAUGGAGUGGGUUUCUAUCUUCUGACAGCCAUUGAUGUGGAAAGAUGUAUUUCUGUUCUCUUUCCAAUCUGGGCCCGUUGUCACUGGCCAACACACCUUUCCACUACUGUUUCAGUCUUGUGCUGGAUAGUGCCCGCCUUUCUUCUUUUAACUGAAUUCUUGCUUCUUUAUUUUUGUUUGCUUGACUCUUGGGUUAUAUAUGUCAAAACUACUUCUGCUACAAGCCUUUUUAUCUUAACACCAAUCAUUGUGAUCUCUACUCUGAUCCUAUUUAUCAAGAUGUUGUUUAGACAUCAGACAGGGAAGCUUCACACCAUGAUAGUAAUAAUCCUCCUUUGCUUCAUUUUCACUGCCAUUCCAAAUGACAUUUUAUUCUUCUUGUUUGUUAUUCACCGUGAUCUUCACAUUAUUGCAAUUCCAAUUAUUGUCCUGUUAAUUGUUCUGAACAGCAGCAUUAACCCAAUUGUUUACUUCUUUGUCAGGAAUGGGUGCAACUGUAGAUCAUGGGAAUCCAUCAAAGUCACGUUGCAAAGGGUUUUCAAAGAUGAAUCAGAGCUUACCUAG
Molecule: messenger RNA, 1020 nt
Organism: Anolis sagrei ordinatus
Lineage: Eukaryota; Metazoa; Chordata; Lepidosauria; Squamata; Anolidae
Product: proto-oncogene Mas-like
Biological process (GO): G protein-coupled receptor signaling pathway
Cellular component (GO): membrane
Molecular function (GO): G protein-coupled receptor activity
Source: RefSeq, a predicted model, not a curated record